AUGCCAAGAGCAGCGCAGAUUUUUAGGUCUGUCGUUAUUCCGAAGCGACGACUCGGCUGGGGGUCGGUUCCGUACAAUCCCGAUGAAAGUAGAAUUCUCGAAUGCCUUUCGGAGGACGACAAUGGUUACGUACGUGUAAAAUUUGCCGCGAACUUCGAAUUGAGAAUACCAAAAGACCAUUUAAAGUUGUACAAGAACGGGAAAAAUGCCUAUGAAGAGUUUCUUGAACGAAAAACAUACGAAACAAAAGAAGAAAGCGACUACUCGGUUUCUUCGUCCUCUUCAGAUGCAUUCAUCGAAUCACCAUCUUCGGAUUCUGACGCUAUUGUCGUGACACGGAGGUCGAGACGACUGAAGCGUCUGAGAAAAGUCUCAGGCAUUGAUUCUUCUUCUUCAUCUGAUGAAAACGACCGUAUCCUAACUCGCCUUCAAAAACGAAAACGCAAUGUGGUGGAAAAAUCUCGCUAUUCUACUCUCCAGCCGACCAAAGAUGAACUCGUUAGUUCAGAGACCAGUGAGUUCGCUAGUGCAACCAGCGGUUCUGAAGAUGAUUCGGUAGAUUUGUCGAAUCCAGUACAUAGAAUGCAACCCAAACAUGACUCUUUUUAUCAUGUUCAGCUUUGCGCGAAAUGCCAUCGGCUUGAAAGACCGAGCAGUGCUGCAAGGUGUUUCCUCUUUUGCUCUCAUUGCACAAACGCAUAUCACGUCGAAUGCUCUUCGUUCACUCGAAUGAACAAAGCUCAGAAAAAGAAAACUCUGGAGGAUGGUUUUCUCUGCAACCCUUGCACCAGAGAGUCCAAUUAUCGGCUUACACGGAACUGUUUUAAGUGCGGAUGUACUGCUGACACAUCCACGAACAAACCCGAAAAAGCUGUUGAUUAUAGUCAACGCAUGUUUCGAUGUUGGCGGUGUCUUCGUAUUCAACAUUUCCAGCACAUCAUUAGUGGUGAUCCUGGCAAUGAACCAAAACAAGCCGUGGAGAAUCACCUUAAUAUGAAAGUUUGCAAUGAUUGUCUUAAUCACCCUAAAGAUGUUGCAGAAGUAGUUGCUUGGCGGCAGUUACCCAAAAAUCAAAUAUAUCCCGGCUUUAUAGUAGACGAUAAUUGUACUUCAAUCAAUGUGUCCGACUGGACAAAGGAAUACUUGGUACGAUUUGAUAACGAGCCCUAUUUGAACUGUUGUUGGAUGUCUUCUACAUGGCUUGCCGGUGUAGCAUUUACGCGAAAGACGAAUUAUGAUUCAAGAAUGAACGCGGCAGUGAAAGAUGAACGUGAGGCCAUUCCUGAAGCUUACACUUUGAUAGACCUGGUGCUUGAUGCACGCUACGAAGGUGACAUAAAUCGAUUUCAAAUGAAUUUCAAAAACAAGCAGGAAGAAUUGUCGGCUUUGUCGAAAGUUCAAAAAGUCUUUGUCAAAUGGCAAGAGUUACCUUACUCAAUGUCCAUGUGGAUUGAUGUACCAACAUCUACCGAUGAAAAGAGAUGGACUUUGUUUAGGGAUGCAUUCCAUAAAUAUGUCUCUCGGUUCCAUCAAGACAAGCCAACGAAAUCCGUUUCCCGUGGCUUAAUUCCCUUCACACAUAUGGAGCUAACAAGGCAACCUGAUUAUAUUGUCGGAGGGGAUCUUAUGCCUUACCAGUUGGACGGUGUUAAUUGGUUGUACUACAAAUGGUACUCAAAUCACCCUACCAUAUUAGCUGAUGAAAUGGGUUUGGGAAAGACAGUUCAAAUCAUCUCAUUCUUGAGUGUGCUAAGACACGAACAAAAAAGUUUUCCAUUUCUAGUCAUCGUUCCUCAUGCCACUGUUUUAAAUUGGCAACGUGAAUUUGAAAAAUGGGCACCUUCUAUUACAGUCAGUUCACUCGUUGGUAUUUCAGAAAAUCGUCGUGUCGUUCGUGAUUAUGUCGUGACAACAAAAGAUGAUCCUCGCGAACUUAAAGUGCAGGCACUCAUAGUAAGCGCGUCUAAUGUUUCAGAUGAGUUUUCUUUUUUAAAACGGUUUCGGUGGAGCUGCUUAGUUGUUGACGAGGGUCAAAGAUUAAAAAACGACAUGUCGAUAUUGCCGUCUUUACUUCUAUCACUUCAGGUGGACUAUAAAGUCAUUUUAACUGGUACACCUCUACAAAACAAUAUAAGGGAAUUAUUCAAUUUGCUUCAUUUCCUUGAUCCCAAAAAAAUAAACCCAGAAGAACUUACUCGUCAGUAUGAAGAUUUGGAUGCCGAGAAAGUUGAAGAAGUCCAUCAGCUUCUGAAGCCAUAUGUUCUGCGUCGUGUGAAGGACGAUGUCUUAAACUCUUUACCCCCAAAGGUUGAACUGAUUAUACCACUUUCUAUGACUUCGUUACAGAAAAAACUUUACAAAUCAAUUUUGGCAAAGAACGUUAAUCUUAUUAAAAGCAUUACAUCAAAAUCACGUUCUGGAAAAGGACCUUCUCAAAGCUCGCAAACAUCCCUUAACAAUAUUCUUAUGCAGCUGAGGAAGACACUCGCUCAUCCCUACAUUUACUCUCAGGAUGUUGAAGAUAGAACUCUUUCUGCCGAGCUUAGUAUACGAUCUAUGGAGGAAGCUAGUGCAAAAAUGCUAUUGUUGAGAAUUUUGGUACCAAAACUUAUCGAAAAGAAUCAUCGAAUCCUAUUUUUUUCACAAUUUAUCAUGCAGCUUGAUAUAUUAGAAGAUUGGUUCGAUGCAAAAAACAUUAAAUACGCACGUUUUGACGGUACCACUUCCGAGUCGGACAGGCAGAAUGCUAUUGAUGCAUUUUGUCGAAAAGACUCAGACUUGACAUGUUUUCUGCUUUCUACUCGUGCCGGUGGUGUUGGAAUUAAUUUGGCCAAAGCUGACACUGUCAUUAUUCUUGAUCCGGAUUUCAAUCCCCAUCAAGACAUGCAAGCCAUUGCAAGAGCGCAUCGUUUUGGUCAAAAAAAUAAUGUAACUGUUUUUCAGUUAAUGAUCCGCAACUCGGUUGAGGAAAAAAUUGUCCAGGUUGCCAGACGAAAGCUACUUUUAGACCACUUGAUUGUCGAAACUAUGGACAAAGAUGAUGGGGACAAAGUUGAUUUAGAAAGCAUUAUCAAGUAUGGCGCAAGGGAACUUUUUGACGACGAUGGCCUUCACGAAAUUAAAUAUGAUGAGGCUUCCGUAACAGCUUUAAUAGAACAAACGGAAGCCUCCUUUAAACAAAGCUCCGUCACAUCAGAUCCCCAAAAACAUGAAAAUCAGUUUGCUUAUACGCGCGUUUGGGAAGCUGGCACGCAAACGACGCAAGAUUUUGCCGAUACCACGGACUCCAGAAAUACUAGCGCACAGGGUGACGACGAUGUUUGGGCUAUAAUUCUUAAGGAGCGAGAAGCAGCAGCAGCAGUUUCUGCCGAACCAACAGUCGAAGGUCGUCGUCGUACCCGACGAAAAGUCUCAUAUACUGAACCAGAACAGUUCUCUAAUUCCUCAGAUGACGAAGAUUAUAUUGCUGAACCCACGCCCUUUGCAGCUUCAUCCGAUUCCGAUUCCGAUUUGGUUGAAGACGAACCUUUAAGCCUUCAAGUUACAAAUUCUACUAAACUCAGAAACUUGAUGAGUGAUCAACCAACUCUUCCAUUCAGAAUCAGAGAACGGUUAACAGCACGUAUCUCCGAAGUAGAUGACAACAACACUGGAGAGACUGUAAAGCCAACAGAAUAUCAAGUAAAACCUUCCGUGGAAUUAUCUGAUGAACUUAUUGAGCUUCCCGCUGACAGUCCAGCAUACUCCAAUAAGGUUUUCGAACCUGAGCACAGACUUGUUCUUAAUGAUGUUUCUGAGCUACUUUUGUUUAAGCAUCUUGAUUCUUAUCGCGUUCCCGAUGGACCGAGGUGCCGAUUCUGCGACAUCAAUCACGUUCCUGGUAACUGUGGAUUAAGUACUGUACCUUUAGAAAUUUGCUUCCUUUGUGGCACCCCUCAUUUCAGCGGAAAGGCAGCAUGCCCACUUUUUAAAAGCGAGGAGACUCUUCUUAUGCUAAAAAAUAUGUUGAAAAAGUCUGUUGAGUCAGAUGUUUUAAAACGAAGAGCAUUGGGCAGGCUGGACAGCAUUAUAAAAGCGGUCCGCAAAAGCGUUAACACCUAA
Schizosaccharomyces japonicus yFS275 is the source of this 4101-nucleotide messenger RNA. Its product is annotated as SHREC complex subunit Mit1. Gene Ontology annotation, cellular component: chromatin; rDNA heterochromatin; SHREC complex. Gene Ontology annotation, biological process: silent mating-type cassette heterochromatin formation; pericentric heterochromatin formation; chromatin organization. The record is from RefSeq and is a predicted model, not a curated record. Gene Ontology annotation, molecular function: nucleosome array spacer activity; ATP binding; hydrolase activity. The coding region runs from base 1 to 4101 and encodes 1366 amino acids. Lineage: Eukaryota; Fungi; Ascomycota; Schizosaccharomycetes; Schizosaccharomycetales; Schizosaccharomycetaceae. The transcript is spliced from 2 exons.